GGUAGACGCUGUUUACACUGUGAGCGGCGGUUCAUGAGGUGAUACAUUACCUCCUUAUUUCCUCCAUAUCUCCCGCUAUAAACCUUCAAAAUGUCGACACGCAGUAGCAGAAAAGUCACAGUAACAACCACUACAUCAUCAAGUAGCGGUACAGAGACACCUAAAGCCGGAACAAGCAGUAGUACACCAGGAGCCUAUAGUAAGCCACGUUCCUCCCCCCUGAGUCCAACAAGGCUCUCACGUCUCCAGGAAAAAGCUGAAUUACAAAGCUUAAAUGACCGCUUGGCAGCUUACAUCGACCGUGUACGACAUCUUGAGACAGAGAACAACCGUCUUAACAUCCAAGUUGAGACAAUACAGGAGAGUGUGACCAAGGAGGUGUCAUCUAUGAGAGGACUUUAUGAACAGGAGUUAAGUGAUGCCAGACGGUUAUUAGACGACACUGCUAAGGAGAAAGCUCAGCUACAGAUUGAUGUUGGCAAGUUAAAGACCGAUAAUGAAGACCUAAGGCUGAAGCUCAUCAAAAAAGAGCGUGACUUGUCAGCGGCGCAGAAAUCCCUUACCUCAGCUGAGGAGCAAGUUGCUGAGCUGACGGCUAAGCUUAACAGCUCUGAAACUGACCGGAAGAAGCUUAUUGCUGAGAUCAGGGAUCUCAGGGAUGAAGUGACCAAGCUAAGCCGGCAGCUCGGGGAGGCCAAGCAGCAACUUGAGAGUGAGACGCUGAUGAGAGUUGACUUGGAGAACAGGUGCCAGUCUCUGAAGGAGGAGCUCCAGUUCAAGCAACAGAUUUACGAGUCGGAGGUCACGGAGACCAAGAAGAGGAAGCAGGUGGAGCUCUCGGAGAUCGACGGCCGUCUCCAGUUAGAGUAUGAGGCCCGGCUUCAAGACUCACUCAGGGAACUUAGGGGGCAGUAUGAGGAACAACUGAAGAACAACCGCACAGAGGUGGAGUACCUGUAUGAGACUAAGAUCGAUGAGCUUAACAGGCGUGACCAGCGAGUGAGCGAGGGAAGUGACGCUCUCACCAGCACACUCCGGGACUCUAAGAGGAGGGUUCAAGAACUAGAGUCACGCCUCGCUUUCCUCGAGAGCACCAACAGUACCCUAGAGCAACGGGUGCUAGACUUGGAGGCCCAGCUAGAGUCUGAGAGGGACGGCCACUCCAACGACCUUUUGAUCCUGAAGGAAGAGAUUACUCGCCUACAGACAGAGAUGAACACCCAGCUGCAGGAGUAUCAGGACCUCAUGGACAUUAAGGUCGCACUGGACAUGGAAAUAGCCGCCUAUCGCAAACUUCUGGAGGCCGAGGAGGCGAGGUUGAACCGCCCCUCGAGAAGACAUCACCAGAAAACGCUCUCUGUGGCUCACGUUCUCAGGGGUCCAGUCAUAGAGAUCGCUGAAGAUUGUCCUGAGGGCAAAUUUGGCUUACAAAAUAAGAGCGACAAGGACUUCUCCAUCGGGGGUUUCCAGAUCAUACGCUCAGCAGGAGAAGCAGAGACCACCUACAAGUUCCACUCCAAGUCUAAGAUCCCCGGCGGCGCCACCGUCACCAUCUGGUCCUGCGACACAGAAGCCAUCCACGAGCCGCCUCUCACCAUAGUCAUGAAGAACCAGAAGUGGGCAGUCUCUGAUAACAUGACCACAAGGCUCCUGAGCACUAGCGAGGAAAUGGCCGUCCGAGAGAGUAAGCGGGAGACAGAGUCGUCGUCAACAACCAGGGAGAGAGAGUUCCAACCAGGCUCUCAGGAAGAGGGGGAGGUAUCGCGACUAUACACUGGUUGCAUCCUCGCUUAAACCACCUAGUGUACCUACCAUCUAAGGCUCCUCCUCCUACAUCAGAAGUGCCCAGGGAACCUCUCCGGAGAAAUGCAGCAUCAUGUGAGGGGCGAGCCGCCGCCGCCCACCCAAUGUUACGUACAAACGACCUCCAUCCCCCUGAGCUGCACUCUACUGGUGGACGUCCGGCCUCGCCACGGAAGGAUCGAGAGAACGGAUCGAGGAAGGCGUCGCUCCUCAGAGUGUUAAUGUAAACUAACUCUGGAUGGUUUUAUUUUGGUCUAAAAUGUUGUCUAUCUGUUGGAAGAGUUUGGUCCACCACUGCUGCCGGCCACCCGAUAUAAACUGGCCACGAUACGUUACUAAAGAUGAGUGUUGCUUCGGACGUGUGAUGGGGUCAAAGUAGUGUGCUCGUGUCGACUUAAUUGUCUUGAGGGAUGUUUCGGAGACGUGCGGCGGGGGCCGAGUGACGCCGCCGGUCGGGCCGUCGACGACUCCGGACGUCUGCGUUACUCGUCCCCCUGCCCGAACCAAUCUGACCUUCCCUCGAGUUAGUGGAGAAGGAUUAACUUUUAUUUCCGUCGAGAUGCCGAGUGGGACGCCCGUUGACGAGAGUGUGUUAGGGGGGUGAACACGAUGCAGUACAGUAGUGCACCGGACACUAAUAGUAUUGGUAAGUGUCUCUGUUCCUGGUCAGUUUCUCGCUGGCAACAGAAUUUCGCUUUUUAAUAGUUUUUUAAUUUUAUCGUUUUAGAAAGUAUCUUAAUAUUUUGGUUGCUCGUUUAUAAACCAAAUUACUGUACUGUGGUGGGGCGAGUCUGACCGGGUCGUUGUUUUUAUUUGAUCGAAGGGGGCGUCCGUCUCCCGAGAAACUCUCCCAGCCGUAAUUCCUGAAACCGAGGUCAAAAUAUUUAGGCGAAGCCCUGGCGGCACUCAUAACCCCUCGACCUAGCCCGGCCGGCACGAAUGAAGUGCAGUUGUGGCGGUUAUGCCGGGCCGCGGCGAGACCCCAGAGCCCUCUCGGCCCGUCACUUGUUUAUUUGCUUCGUGCGCUUAUCGUCGUAUAUCGGCGAAAACAAAACACAAAAAAAACGUAACCGUAAAUUCGCCAAGCUUACUAAAGUGCUUACAGGUAAUGAGGGAUCUUGUCUGUUCUAAGUUCGACCUGGUUAGACGAACUAGACCACCCAAACGACCCAUUCGUGAGUCUACGUGUGGUGUAAGAUGGUCAGGUUUUUAUCGUGAGCGGACGACCCACCGCGCCCUAACUCUGGCUGCUGUACUUCUCUUUGGGGUCGUACGUUCUGUUUACAAAUUAUAGUGAAUUAAUUUCUUUAGGAGUCGAGCUCGUUUAAAUGUGACUUAUUUUUUUGGGGUGGGGCGGAAGUGUAAGACUGUAUAUGGGUACUACUGCAACGAAGUGUAGGGGUGAUCAAUGAUGUACAGCGGUAAUUGAAUGAUUUAUAGGGGUGAUUAACGAUGUACAGCGGUAAUUAGGUGAUUUAUAGGGGUGAUUGCGCAUUGUAUCGGGGUAAUUCAGUGACAAAAAAGGAUAAUACAAUGAAAGGUGCCAAUAGUUUGAUUGUAAUUGCAUAUCGUUAAGUAGUUCAUUAAUCCUUAAUUGUGAACCAAACCCGACGUGCGUUGGAUCGCCCAGAACACUACUUGUAAACAAUGUCAGUCGAGGGACCAGGAGAUAUAAAUCAUUAAAUGCCGUGAUUUCGUAGCUGAUGGUUGACCGAGGGCGUUAAAACCACCAAACGGGAAUAGAAGGAUAACAACGUCGUUUGUAUUUGACCGUAUAACUAGACCUGAACGCGUAUCAGAGAUGAACAGAUUAAGAACGUUAUACCCCGUGUCGCCUGUACUCGAUUAUGAAACUAGACUUGAACGCGUGUCGGAUUAUUUUACCGAGAACACACAAUGGGGCCACGAUUUAACCUGUGCCAUUAGGGUAGGGAUUUAAGUGGUGAGAGAGGGAGAGAAAGUGAGAGAGAGAGAGGGAGGUGUCAGUUGUCCAUCCUGUUCUCUACAAUUAAUCACUGCCAUUAUUUUUUAUUUUUUUCCUAAUCGUCGGUAAAGUUUCGGCUGAUGUGGCGGCGAUUUAACUAAGGCUAGGUCAGGUCUGGGGACACGCUGCUGAGUCAUCGAGUCUCGGGUCGUGUGAUGGGGUAACGCAACUGUAUUUGUGGCGGAGAGAGAGAGAGAGUGUGUGGGGGAGUGAGAGAGUGUGUGGGGGAGAGAGAGAGAGUGUGUGUGUGGGGGAGAGAGUUUUAUGGAAAUAACAAACCGUUGUUUCCCCAAACAACUCGAGGCGUCGUUCACCCAGUGCGGCCGUCAGACGUGGCUAUGAGAAUUUUAGGCAAUAUUUCAGGGGAUUUGUUUCCUGUACUUGUAUCUGUAAUAGCAUCUUUUAGUUGAAUUAUGGAAGUAAGUCUUUUAUGUUAAUGUGAGGCGGUGUAUGUGCAGACCGCGGCCUACUGGGUUGUUUAUUGUUUACAGCCAAGAAUGUUAUUAUUUUUAUUAUUAUCGCUGCUACGCCUACUACCACUAUUAUUGAUGAUUCUGGUGUUAGUGUUAUUAUCAGUCACCGUCUCAAAUAUGGUAACUCGGUACAUAACCCCAGAGGUGUGACGUGGAAGAUCUCCUGUCGCGACUUUUCCUUGGGGAGACUCCGUGUAUGGGCCGUCCUCGAGGCGCGUCGCCGUAGAAUGAAAGUUAGCCCGGGAUGUCUCUGGCACAGUACCCCCUUGGGACGAGCUAUUGUUUAGGCUGUUAACACGCCUUCAGGAACGGCCCAAGCGGGAGUCCAAGUAAUCAUCGACGCUACCAGAACUUUGAGGUGUUUAUUAUUGUUAUUAAUCUCGGUAACCCAUUGGAGGGACGACUGUUUUGUCUUGUCUUAGGGUAUUGUUUUGACCGUUGCUCGUAGGUGAAGUUAACCCCCAGUCUUAGUCGACCUUAAGCUGUUGCGAUCGCACACCAUAAGGACUAAUGCUGCCUGUGUGGUUAGGUUAGGACUGUGGGAGGUUUACUUCACCCGCCAGUCAUAAAAGACGUAUCGAAGGGUGGGGGGGGGGUUGAGUUACGUCCGGUCGCGUAGUAAACUCGUCGUGUACAGUAACACGACGUUAAGGAGCGUCGAGGUUCACAAAUAAACAAAAACAUUACUCUUUUUUGUCGUGUAUUUUUGCCAGUCAUUAUUAUUAUUUCUCUCCCCCCCCCCCUCGCUGGUUCAGGAUAACAUCAGCCAUCUCUUGAGAUCGAACAAUUCCUUUUAGUCAUCACAGAUCAUCGAAGAAAUAAACAAACUCUCCCAAGUGUGUGGUAGGAUUAGUGGCGUUGAGUCAUCGUUGGGGUCUUGUGGGGAGGAGGGGUGGGGGCGUGUGUGUCUUGGUCUAUGGGGACAAAAUAAUUAGUUUUAUUUUUCUUAUCGUUUUUUCCUGGAUUUUAGUAAAUACCGGGUGUCAUAAAGUCGUUUAAUUUACCUUUCACUUGUGUUUUUUUUUUUUUUACACUCAAAUUACCAAGGUGUCGGACAUCCAAGUACGAUGUCCUAACUAUUUUACCAAGACUUCCAGAUCCCCCCCCCUUCCCCCCAACCAAAGUCCCCAAUAUUGUAAAGCAUAUUAUUAUUUUUUUUAGACCCAAGACUGAUUAUUAGGUCGAAAAUUAUUCUUUUUCAUAUUAAUAUAAGGUCCAAAAAAAAUAUGAUUAAUUUUAUUAUUAGGACCGAUAAACAUUAUUAUUAUUGAUUGCGGCCAAAUAUGAUUGCAUACUUACACCGGCUUCAUAGCUUGUACUACAUUAGUUAUUAGUGGUGUGCCUUCAAUUGGAAAGUCUGUGAAUCCCCAAAAAAGGUUAAAAAAAAAUAAUAAAGUAUUUCUAAUGUUAAAUAAAAGUGGAUCUUCUGUAAUAAAAAGUUAAAUAGA
Homarus americanus (American lobster) is the source of this 5708-nucleotide messenger RNA. RefSeq names its product lamin Dm0-like. NCBI's taxonomy places the organism in Eukaryota, Metazoa, Arthropoda, Malacostraca, Decapoda, Nephropidae. The record is from RefSeq and is a predicted model, not a curated record.